AUGGCUCACAAAACUCGCUUAUUGCUGUUUUCUCUGUUUCUGUUCUUAAUCUCCAUCAAUGCCAAGCUUCAACUCUACCCUUCAGAUUUCAAGGCUCUCUUAGCCCUGCGAAAGGACCUCGGAGUCAACGGUCAACUGGACGCAAAUGAGGCAUGUUACGCGGAGGGUGUGUUCUGCGAGCGAAGGCUCUCCGACAAGGAAACCUACGUGCUUCGAAUCACCAGGUUGGUGUUCAAAUCCAAGCAUCUCAACGGUGUCUUGUCCCCCGCCAUAGGAUCCCUCACGGAGCUCAAACAACUCUCUCUCUCCGACAACCAACUCGUUGACCGAAUCCCUCCCCAAAUCGUUGACUGCCGCAAGCUCGAAAUUCUCGACCUUGCUAACAAUCUCUUCUCCGGCGAGGUCCCCUCCGAAAUCUCCUCUCUCACGCGCCUCCGCGCGUUGGACAUCUCCUCCAACAAACUCUCUGGCAACCUCAACUUCCUCAAGUACUUCCCCAACCUCGAAACCCUCUCCGUCGCCGACAACCUCUUCACCGGAAGGGUCCCCUCUUCCGUUCGCUCCUUCCGCAACCUCCGCCACUUCAACUUCUCCGGCAACGGCUUCCUCGAAUCCUCUCUCCGCUUCCAACAUUCCUCCUCAUCAGACACCGUUCUCUCCAGACGUUACCUUUCGGACGUUGGUGAAGCACCUUCUCCUGCACCUACCUCAAACAAGAGAAACGCCAAAGCUUCUCAUGGUUCCCCUGCAGCGGCACCUGGUCCUUCAUUUAACCACCGAAAACACAGGCACAGUAAGAGAAAGCUCGCUGGGUGGAUUCUCGGGUUUUUGGCUGGGGCAGUGGCUGGAACCUUAUCAGGGUUCGUGUUUUCUCUCUUGUUUAAACUGGCUUUGGCACUGAUCAAAGGAAGAGGAAAGAGAGUGGGUCCCGAUAUUUAUAGUCCGUUUAUUAAGAAAGCAGAGGAUUUGGCCUUCUUGGAGAGAGAAGAAGGAAUCACUUCGUUGGAAAUCAUUGGACGCGGUGGCUGUGGGGAGGUUUACAAGGCUGAGUUACCAGGAAGCAAUGGCAAACUGAUUGCUAUAAAGAAAGUUGUUCAACCUCCUAAAGAUGGUGCUGAAUUAGCAGAGGAAGAUAGCAGGCUUCUGCAUAAGAAAAUGAGGCAAAUUCGGUCUGAGAUUAACACUGUGGGAAAAAUUAGACACCGAAACCUUCUGCCUCUGUUGGCGCAUGUUUCUAGGCCUGAUUGCCACUACCUGGUGUAUGAAUUCAUGACGAAUGGUAGCUUGCAGGAUAUGCUGAGCAAGGUUGAAAGGGGUGAGGCAGAGUUGGAUUGGUUGGCGCGGCAUAGAAUUAUGCUUGGUGUUGCUUCUGGACUUGAAUACCUUCACAUGAGUCACGACCCUCGCAUCAUUCAUAGGGAUCUCAAGCCCGGAAAUAUUCUUCUUGAUGAUGACAUGGAAGCUCGCAUUGCUGAUUUUGGACUCGCUAAGGCAAUGCCAGAUUACAAGACUCACAUAACCACCUCCAUUGUGGCUGGCACUGUGGGGUAUAUUGCUCCUGAGUAUCACCAGAUACUUAAGUUCACUGAUAAGUGUGAUAUCUACAGCUUUGGGGUUAUCCUUGGGGUGUUGGUGAUUGGCAAGCUUCCUUCUGAUGAGUUCUUUCAGCACACCGAAGAGAUAAGUUUGGUCAAGUGGAUGAGGAAGGUUUUGAGUUCUGAGAAUCCUAAGGAGGCUGUUGAUUCGAAGCUGCUGGGGAAUGGGUAUGAGGAGCAGAUGCUUCUUGUGUUGAAGAUUGCAUGCUUUUGCACCAUGGAUGAUCCCAAGGAGAGGCCAAACAGUAAGGAUGUUAGGUGCAUGCUUUCACAGAUCAAACCCUGA
Messenger RNA from Sphenostylis stenocarpa, 1881 nucleotides. NCBI's taxonomy places the organism in Eukaryota, Viridiplantae, Streptophyta, Magnoliopsida, Fabales, Fabaceae. The record is from the annotation of a GenBank genome assembly.